CGCAUUUUCUAACAAGGACGUGAGAGUUUUCACACCAGUCCUCCAUCAGCUAGCGAGGGGGAAUAUUUGAGGAGACUGUCCGGGUGUCUCUUAAGCCAGUACCAACGCUCUGCUUUCCCCUUUUUCACCCAAACUCGUCGACAAACCGACCUCUCCUCGCUCCGGCCCGGAGAGAAAACAACAGGUUACUAACAUCUGAAGUUUCUAGCUGGUGAGAGCAAUUAGGGACCGUCUAAGGAGCACCAGAAGCAAGAGCUGGAAAGAUGUCAGCAGUUUAUGGUCAAUUUGUUUUACUUUUUGGAUUGUUUUUUGUGUCUUCAGGAGUCAACGCAGAUGGCCGUGUGUUUGUGCUGGAUCUGAAGAACUCUUCUGGCCUGGUGGACUACAGAGAGGCUGAGCGGGCAUGUGCAGCUCAUCAAGCCCGUUUGGCAUCAGCCGAUGAGCUUCGUCAUGCUGUGGCAGAAUGUUUCUUCUCUCUCUGCACUCGCGGCUGGCUUCACGGUGGAACAGUGGGGAUGACAGUGUGUAACGUUGUGGGUGGGUCACUGAAGGCAGUGGAUGUGAGGACAGAAAACGCCACAGACGACUCUUUACAUCUGGACACUUUCUGCAUCAAGGACAAAGGUGUGCCAUGUGGAGACCCCCCAUCCUUUCCAAACGCACGUCUGCAGGUACACUCCGGCUUUGAGAUGGGUGACGAGCUGCUGUACGCAUGUGCUCCGGGUUACACCAUGCCCAAUGGCCGAAGUGCCUUCAGCCUCUUGUGCGAUAGCUGCGGAGAGUGGUACGGGCUGGUGCAGAUUUGUAUGAAAGAUGAAACUGAAAGUCACAUUGACUAUGAAGACAAGUUUACAGACACAUAUGUGGAAGUUGUUCACCAAAAUGAGUAUGAGAGACCAGAAGAGGCUCAUGGUCAGGUGUUCCAGGAGCAAAAGAACUUUCAGCAACAAGAGGUCUACUUUGGAGUGAAAGGAGAAGGAGAGUACCCAGAUGAAGAUGGAGACCAGGAUGAGGGCAAAGAAAUGGCAGGACCUUUAAACACAAGAGACCAAGAUGAAGAAAGAGCAGCGGAAGACUUGGUUGGUCAAACAGUGUGGGAGCAGGAGAGCAGGGAGGAGGUGAAGACCGAUGAAGAAGCAACCGAAGCACCCGUCUCUCUUCUCUCUCAGAAACACUUGUUUUGGUUCCCAUCUGAAGCCUUCACCAAUCCCAUCGCCCAGACAACUCAGAGGACCUCUGGAGUUCAAUCAGAGGAAAGCAAAGAAAAUGAGAGCAAAGAGGACAUUGACCCUCAGCAGGGUUUUGAUCCUGAUGACCAUGAUGAUACACCAGAGAGUGACCACGACACUGACGACCACGAUGACGUCCAUGAUCAUACCCACCCCGAGGAUCAAGAUGACCCUGAUAGCCACCAAGAAGAAGAUGACGAUGUGAAACAAUAUAUUCCAGGUCAACAGGAAGAUCUUGACAGGAAUGAUCGCUACGAAGAUGAGGACAACCAUGAUGACCACUACGACAUGGGAGAACAUGAGGAUGAUGAUGUCCACUACAACAGUCGUGAAUCUGAUGAUCGACAUGAAAGUUUUGAGGAACCUGAAGACAUAACUGAUGAUCACACUGAAGAUGCUUCAGAGGAACACACAGAUGAUGAUGAGCACGAUGAGCAUGAUGUCAUUGACCAACAUAAUGACCAUGAAGAAUCCCAUGAGCAUGAUGACCAUGAUGAUCAUUUGGAACAUGAUGGAGACGAUGGUCAUGAGGACCACGACGACCCUAAUGAUUACGAUGACCAUGAUGACCAUUUAGAACACGAUGAUGAUUUCAGCCGCGAAGAAGAUAACCAGAAACAGGUCAUUUUCUCUAUUGCGAGGGAUGAAAGCCAGAACAAGACCAAGAAAGGUGAACGAGAAAAGACGACUGAUGAUACCUGGCUUGAUGGCCAUCCUGUUUCUCAAGGUGGAAAAGAGAAGGGGGAGGACGUGACAGGGGAGGGACUUGUCAAGGCAACAGACAGACCAAACGAUGUAGAACAGCCACACACCCGGACCCCUUCUGACCAAAUGGGAGUAGAGGUGUGGCCAGAGGUCCACACUCCCACUGCCUCCUCUGAAAACCAACUAGACUCCCCGACAUUCUCAGACAGCUUGGACUACAACACCCAACAAGAAGCACCCACUCACUCCUGGAUGAACGACCUCACGGAUCACCCCUACCUGGAUCACGGCCCGGCACCACCACUGAACAACAAAGGCACAAGCAAGGGGGGCAAUGUCCAAGAUCUACCAGGUCAAGCUGGGGAGAGAGGAAAGGUGGAGGGAGAGAUGGGUGAGACGAUAUGUGUGGGUGAGAACUGUCCUCCUAGCUCUCCCAGUCGUGCUCCCACAGUGGCGGCAAUAAUCGCAGCAGUGUGCGUGAUAGCUGCAGCGGUCAUCAUUGGGGUGUGGUGUUACCGACAGAGACAGCAGAAAAGCUCAAUGUAUGAGAUGAACGGCACUGGGCAAACUCAGACGCACCAGGCUCAACAGAUAGAGAUGCAGCAGAAGGUUUAAGAGAGACAUUGGAAGAGGACAAAGACAUUUGACAAUGUGAGAGAUCCAUUUUUGUUCCUAAGCAUGCAAGGAAUUUGGACACACUGCAUAAAGGUAUAUCUUAUCUGCUCCUGAUGAUGACAGUGAUUUAACUAAAGCAUCAAAACAAGUCUGUCACACGUUAUAUCUGUACAAGUACAAGGUGAAAAGGUCAAAUAUGCUCUCGAAAAUACGGGCACCAACGCGCUGCGUAAUCUGCAUUCAGGUUGCCUUUUGAAGAAGGUCCCAUGUCUAAGAUAUUGCUUGCUGUCUUUCCUGCAAGACUGGUAGAUAAAUUACCAACUACAUUUUUGUAACCUUGUGACAUCGACUGACUGCAUCAUCAAUCACUUUUGAAUUUGUUGAGAAUGACUGAGAACAUGUGACACUGUGACCUCCAUUGCAGCAGUGAGUUCUGUGGCAUAAUCUGAUGCUUCUGUAAUGAUCUCACUCCUGUAACUUUUACAUUUACAUAUACUUCCUUUAUUUGAAUUCGCUCCUUCAAAUGCUAGAGCAGGUGCUGAGCCUAAAUUUCACCCGACGGUCACGAAAGCAAAGACGAUCAUUAGACAUAAUGAGAAGGUGUUACGGUCGGGUUUAAUUGGAACUUUGAAGACGGCGCUACGGGAAGAGGAGAGUUCUGAGGAAGAGUCAAGAUGACUGGAGAGAUGUUUGAAGACAUGUCUCUGCUUGUUAGGCUUGACGGCUUUGGUCCACAUUUGUGACUCAGUGCAUUUAUGUGCAUCUCACAUCCACUUGUCUGCAAAGCAUGUCCACCAUCACUGAUACAUUUUUUUAUCACUGGCUUCACAAUGCAACAUUGGAAGUUGCGCUAUUCAGUUCUCACAGUGACAUCUCACCUUGUCUUUAAAAUUACUUUUCCAUUUGUUUUUUAAAUAUCAUCUCAAACACGCAAAUCUCUAGGGAGAGCACCUUUUCCACCUUUACACUUUCGAGUCAUUCUGAAAUACGAAAAUGUUUGAAUGUGUGAAUAUGAGUUUUAUAUUUCAUAGUUUGGUGGUUGUUGAGUUUGAAAGAGUACCGUCAUACAAUUAUGUAGUCAUUAAAUUAAAUGCUGUAGCUGAAGCAAUAA
Molecule: messenger RNA, 3660 nt
Organism: Synchiropus splendidus (mandarinfish)
Lineage: Eukaryota; Metazoa; Chordata; Actinopteri; Syngnathiformes; Callionymidae
Gene: susd5
Product: sushi domain containing 5
Exons: 5
Coding region: 264-2549 (761 amino acids)
Biological process (GO): cell adhesion; Notch signaling pathway
Molecular function (GO): hyaluronic acid binding
Source: RefSeq, a predicted model, not a curated record